Dermacentor silvarum is the source of this 3451-nucleotide messenger RNA. Its product is annotated as nose resistant to fluoxetine protein 6-like. The transcript is spliced from 15 exons. The record is from RefSeq and is a predicted model, not a curated record. Gene Ontology annotation, molecular function: acyltransferase activity, transferring groups other than amino-acyl groups. Bases 1 to 1965 code for a protein of 654 amino acids. NCBI's taxonomy places the organism in Eukaryota, Metazoa, Arthropoda, Arachnida, Ixodida, Ixodidae.
AUGAACUGCCAGCCCCAUUUGGUCGACUCGAGCGGCAAGGUGCCGAUGGGUGUCAUGACGGGCUCACUGGCCACCCUGGGCUCGUUCGACCAGUGCCUCUCGGUGCGCCACGAGGAAGAAGAUGGAGACACAAUUGUGGGCAGAUACUGCACGCUGAACAUCCAGUUCCCGGGGCUGCCCAGGCCGUACAAGAACUCCUCGGAACUCAUCAAAGACCCCGAUUCGUUCAUGCACUGGGUCUACAACUACGGCAAGUGGAUCAAGUAUUUCCCGAUCCGCAUAGGUGUCUGCCUGCCAUCGCAUUGCGAGAAGGAGGACCUUGAGAAGCUCGGAAGACUCGUUGUGAAGAAGGCAAGGAUGAAGUCUUGGGUUGGAACCUGUGAAGUGGAGGGCCCCAAGGAGACCAACACCAUACAGCUGGUCGUCAUGAGCAUCCUGGGAGUGUUGGCAAUUUGCGUGUUGGUGGGGACGCUCGUGGAUCGCAUUUGGGGACCACGUGACGACUCCAAGAAGCCGCGUGGCGACGAAACACCACUGGAGUUCGCCCGGGACCUUGCUCUGUCGUUCUCGUUCCUGGCUAACACACGUAAGCUGCUCCAGCCGGCACGGCGUAGCUCCAGCCUCGGCGUUUUGCACGGGAUCCGCGUGGUGUCCUGCCUCUGGAUCAUCCUGGGGCACACGUACUUCCUCGGCGACAUCACCACUUUCGUGCGCUUCAAGAGGCUAAAAACACUGGAAGAGCUCAAUACUGACGUUCCAUUCACUGCCAUCGAAAAUUUUCUGCCAGUGGACACGUUCUUCUUCAUCAGUGGGCUACUAAUCGUGUACUCCAACUGGCCGAGAAUGGAGAAAAAGAAAGGAAAGUUGAACGUCAUUUCAUCUCUCAUUCAACGAUUCUGGAGGAUGACACCCUCGUACCUCCUGGUGAUGGCUGUCUUUUCGCUGCUGCCGUUGUUUGGAUCGGGACCACUCUGGCACGAGAUCAUGAACCCGCUGAUGAGGAACUGCGCAAAAUCCUGGUGGACAAACUUGCUCUACGUUAGCAACUAUCUGCCAUACGAUAGGAUGUGUCUUCUGCAUACCUGGUUCCAAGCGGUGAACAUGCAAUUCUUCGUCUUGGCUCUGCCUCUGAUGCUCUUCGUGUACAAGUGCUCGACCGUGGGCCUGGCGCUGUUGGUGACACUUUGCCUGAGCUCAUGCGUGGCGGUGGGCCUCAUCACCUACUUCUUCGACCUGCCACCGGCUCUGCUACUCAUGACUUCUGAGUGGAGCAAAGCAGUGCAGCAGCUCAACCUGCUGUAUUUCCAGCCGUUCACGCACUUCGGCCCCUUCUGUGUGGGCUUGCUGUGCGGGUACUACCUCGUCAAGAACAAGACAAUCACUAUGAGCAAGGUCACCCUGUGGGUAGGCUGGCUCUGUGCGCUGCUGUGCGGCCUAGUGUCCCUGUGGGGCGUGUAUCCGUUCCGAGCGGGCUUCGACGUGCACCCAGCGCUGGUGGCCUGCUACGCCGCCUUGCACAGGACCAUCUGGUGCACUGCCAUCGCCUGGCUUACCGUCGCCUGCCACGUUGGACAUGGAGGACUUCUCAACACGACGCUGGCAUGGGGCGGCCUGGUGCCCCUCAGCACCCUCUCCUAUCUAAUCUACCUGAUCCACCCACUGGUCAUCUACAUGCAUGUCGCCACGGCCAGGGAAAUUGUCAACCUUGAUCAAUUCAGCAUGUGCUACAGCUUCUUGGGGCACACGACAGUCUCCGUGCUGCUAGCGUACGUGGCGCAUGUGACGGUAGAGCUCCCGUUCGCCAACCUCAAGGCACUGCUGAUGCAGCGCCGGCGAGCUUCGCUGGCGCUGGCCGCCAAGGGACACCAGGCGCCACUGCAGGCGGUCGUGUGCGGACCCGCUAACGGGCACCGAACGGCCGCAGUGCCUCAGCCCGGGCUCGGACACGUCAACUGCGUAGCGUAGGCGCCACGCUCACCUGCAUGGAUGCCAUCGUUGUCUUCAUCGUCGCCUUAGCCGAGGGAGCACUUGUGUACGUCGAGGAAACGCCUACCUGAAACGUCGCGGAAGAAUGUGUGCUCUUUGAGGGGAAAAGAAAAGCGGUGUGCAUGGAGCCGUAUGAGAGUUGGAGGAGUGCUUGCGUCUUCACAUUGAACCAUGACUGUCAAUAAGCUGUCUCGUUUUUGAACGUACCUGUCGCACCGCCACCGUCUAAAAGAUAUCAUGGAUCCUGCACAAGACGACGCGUGGAUUUUAUGUAGGAUGAAAAAAAAGUUAUCUUUCCUUUUUCAUAUUAUACCCUCUGCUCAACCCUGCUGAUGACCAAGGGAGGAUUAUCUCUCGGGCGUCUAGAACACUGCCGUCCAAGAUUCACUAUUGUGCGGAAGUCUACUGUUCUCCAAAACGCGAAGAACUGCCCUCUUUCAAUGUCCAUUGUGAUAUCUGUGUGAGCUCAUGGUCAGAGCAGUCGCUGCCUUCUCCUACAUUGCAUGCCAUGUAAUGUACCGCUGAGCCCAGAGAAAGGAAAGCCAGGUUGUAGCUCAAAACAAUGUAAUUAGCGACAUCCGCAGCGUUAAACAGAAAACACGAAGCUUUCAUCCGCACAAAGACGAGUCAUUUCAGACAGUAUUUUCUACACUAGGCAGUCAGUUCGUUUAGCUGCAAUUGCGCUGAUUUUGUUACUGGUCUUUGAACCGCAUUUUAGUUGCACGAUGAUGCCCUUCAACCAAUCUUUUUCAACUCGGCUGUUCCAAGUUGGCAGCAUGGGGAAGCGCAAGUGGCGCUGCCUGCCCUUCAUGAAACGACUAUAUCGUAUUUGUGUCUGUUUGUAUGCAUGGUGCUGCAUGAUCACGUUUUGCCACGAAAGAAAAAGACUGGGCUUGGUUUACGGUCUACGUGACCACAGUGGUACUUGUGUGUGACAAAGAUGGGAACAGGAAAUGCAGGGAGUGGUUAGCCAGGUGUGAGUAUCCGGUUGGCUACCGGCACCGAAGAGAAUGGAAAAGGGAAUUUAGAAAGCCGGGAUAAUCGCGCUUUGUCAAUAUAGCAUCCUAGGCAAUAUGUAUUUACUUGAUGCUCACACUGUUCAGGUAUUGUAGUAGGCUGUAGUAUAAGGGAAGACACUACAUAUAGAACGCAAUAUUCGGGAGAAGUGUCACAAUCUGUUCAUCACCAAUGAAACUGCACGCAUAAGGUUGUUGCAUAACAGACGGGAGACCAUCAAGAAGGCAUCGUCAUCCUGCGUUCUCUCGGGAAAACUGUUAGACAUAAAGUGUUUUAUUAUUAUUAUUUUUUUGUUGAAGAUCACCUUGAGUCUGUGUUAUGCCCGACAUUUGUGAUGAAGCAGGUCUGUUUCAAUUCAUUGUCCAGGGGUCUGCAGGUGAAAUUGUACGUGAUUUCGAUGGUUCUCAUCUGCUUUGUUGUUAUUGAGCAAAUAAAUUUUCUUUCCUGG